GGAGGAGGAAGAGGAGGAGGAGGAGGGAACCGAAGCAGGAAGGCAGGCAGGCAGAGAGGCAGGCUGUGAAUGCUAACAAGCACCGUCGGAAUCAUAGCGCUCCAUCGGUAGGGUUUGAUAAAAAAAAAAGAAAAAGACCGUCUCGCCAUGGAGAGGAACGACGACCACUAUUAAACACCUACUAUGCGCCAGUGCCGCGUUCGCCCUGUGCGCGUGCAGCAGCCUCACCGUCGUCGGCACGUUUGAUCAGAAAAACCGUCUUUUUCCGCUGAGUGAAAUGUAUCGCGACUGCUCCGGAUUCACAUUCUGACAAUGGAGAUUGAAAAUAUCGUGGCCAACACGGUUCUCCUGAAGGCAAGAGAAGGUGGAGGAGGGAAGAGGAACGGUCGCAGUAAGAAAUGGAAGGAGAUGCUAAAACUCCCACACAUCAGCCAGUGUGAGGAGCUACGCCGCUCUAUCGACAGGGACUACACCAGUUUAUGUGAGAAGCAGCCCAUCGGUCGGCUGUUAUUCCGUCAGUACUGUGACACCAGGCCAGAGCUGAAGCGCUGCAUCGAGUUUAUGGAUACUGUGGCCAUGUACCAGCUAGCUCCAGACGAGAAGAGGAGGGACUGUGGACUGAAUGUUUUAGACACAUACUUUAAUAAUGGGUCGGCAGCCCAUCUGCCAGACGUACCCCAGGAUGUGGUCGCUGGGUGUCGGGAGAGGCUGGAGCAGAGUCCAUGUAAGGAGCUCUUCAACGACUGCACCAAAAUAGUUCGUGAUUAUCUGAGUGGAGCUCCAUUUUCCUCCUACCACGAGUCCAUGUACUUCUCUCGCUUCCUGCAGUGGAAAUGGUUGGAGAGGCAACCAGUAACCAAAAAUACCUUCAGACAUUACAGAGUACUAGGAAAAGGUGGAUUUGGCGAGGUUUGUGCCUGCCAAGUACGUGCCACCGGUAAGAUGUACGCCUGUAAAAAGCUGGAAAAGAAACGAGUGAAGAAAAGAAAAGGUGAAGCAAUGGCACUAAACGAAAAACGCAUUUUAGAAAAAGUUAACAGUAGUUUUGUAGUUAAUCUAGCAUAUGCCUAUGAGACCAAGGAUGCGCUGUGCCUGGUGUUGACCAUAAUGAAUGGCGGUGACUUAAAGUUUCACAUCUACAACAUGGGCAACUCCGGCUUCGACGAGCAGAGGGCCAUCUUCUAUGCUGCUGAGAUCUGCUGUGGCCUUGAGGACCUGCACCGUGAGAGGAUAGUCUACAGGGAUUUGAAACCUGAAAACAUCCUUCUGGAUGAUCGUGGACACAUCCGAAUCUCAGACCUGGGCCUUGCUGUUCAGAUCCCUGAAGGAGAGACGAUACGAGGGAGAGUGGGCACUGUUGGAUACAUGGCUCCCGAGGUGAUCCAGAACGAGAGCUACACCGUCAGCCCGGACUGGUGGGGGCUGGGCUGCCUGAUCUUUGAGAUGAUACAGGGCCAGUCGCCCUUCCGAAAGCGCAAGGAGCGUGUCAAGCGGGAGGAGGUGGACAGACGAGUGCGCGAGGACCAGGAGGAGUACUCUGAUAAGUUCGUGGAGGAGGCGAAGGACAUCUGCAGACAGCUCCUGGCUAAGGACCCCAAGGAGCGACUGGGUUGCCAGGGUCGAGGGGCCAUAGAGGUGAAGCAGCACCCCAUCUUCAGAAACAUCAACUUCAAACGGCUGGAGGCCAACAUGCUGGACCCUCCCUUCAGCCCUGAUCCUCGGGCCGUGUACUGUAAAGACGUCCUGGACAUCGAGCAGUUCUCCACCGUCAAAGGCGUGAACCUUGACCCCACAGACGACGACUUCUACCACAAGUUCGUCACGGGCAGCGUCUCCAUCCCGUGGCAGAACGAGAUGAUCGAGAUGGAGUGCUUCAAGGAAAUCAACGUCUACGAGACUGACGGGACGCUGUGCUCAGAUCUGGACGUGAAUCGGCCUAAUCCUCCACCAAAGAGAGGCUUCUUCUACCGCCUCUUCAGAAGAGAGGCAAGUGCUAGUGCUCCGGCAACUGUCCGGGGGGGUGGGGGCUAAGGUCUGUUUUAAGAGCGGUUACAGUGACGACGAGAUCGAGGGGCCCUCGCGACUUUAAACCACUCCCUCCACCUGCCGCCUCCUCCUCCUCCUCACCCCCUUCCUCCCUCCUCCCAUCCCUAACCGCUGAACUUCGCCACAAACUCCAACCGAGCGCAAAUCUUAGGAACUCAGUGAAUGUUGACCUGUAUUUAUGAGCUGUAUUAAAAGUGUAUUAUAAUUAAAGAAAAAAGUAUGAGUUUAAAGAUUUUGUACAUUUGUACUUGAAUUUAUGUCUAGAUGUAUAUUUUCACUAAAGGUUGUAUUGUACAAAAAGCCAUAAAAGUACCACUUGAAUGCAUACAUUACGUUUUGAUUUUCUGUUGGAAUGAGUAUGUAUGAAUAACGUGUGUCGGGGAGUUCUCUGUAAGAAGCACAGUACCAGUAGUUUUCUUUCCUUUUCUUUUCUCAAUGUAGCAUAAGGCCUUUUUUUUUUUUUAACAUGUGCUGUAUGUUUGUCAUUGAUUUGGUCAACAUGACGUGUUGUUGGCACAGCAGAUCCACCCGGUUCCCAAACUAGCCCUGAGCCUCUGCACCCCUCAAGGCUCGGGUAGAUCUGAAUGACGUGGGGGGAAAUGCAUCCAGUCUAGCGUUGCUGUGUUGAUGCUGUGCUCCACCUGCCCCCCUUUGAUUAGAAUUGGUUUUAAAGUGAUCUCCCACAUCCUUCCCUCAGCCCAGUGAGGUUGCACUGGACUGUAUGUUAUGUGUAGGAAACCGUCUUCUGGCUUCCUGUACUAAUUACAUUUUCAGCAGAGAUGGCAUGCAGUCAGCAAGCGUUGGUAUAUUUAAAGUAAAUAUCCCGGAGGCUUUGUUCAGUAAAAGAAGGUCUGAUAAUUAUCAUUCCUGUUCUCUAAAGAAUCUCUCAUGGGCUCCUAAAAGGCUCCGAUCUUUUAAUUUCAGAUAUCAGACUGUGUUUCCUUCUGGAGAACAGCUGUUUAGUGAAAGUCUGUUACAUUAUUCACUCAGGCAAAAUAUGUCUUUUGGUUAUCUUUAUUCCUCAUCCUUUCUUUUACCGCUUCUUAUAUUGUACUACCUGGCUUUUCUUUCUUUUGUUUUUCCUGACGUGUCCAGUUAUUGUUAUAAACCAGUUUCAUGGGCCGAGCGGAAAUCCUUUCCCUUCAAGUAUCUUAGUAAUUUGCCACCCAUGUUUUCAGUAUACCAGAAAGCCAGGUGGAGUUGGAACACAUGACAGAUGAUGAUGGUGAUGAUGGCACUGUAUAAGAUAUCUAAUCUGCAGCUGACGAGGGCUUCAUCUUGAUAACAGAUUGCUGUUGCAUCAGCCUAACUUCCAUUGAUUAGGCUGUCAGCAGCUAUUAGCCUCGGUCAAGAUGCAGCCUGUAGAUCACAGACAGCACGAUGCCUGACGGACACACGUCCUGCUAGUAGACCUGCAGUUAGACCCCGUGGCUUUGGCUGUUUGUACUAGAUGAAAACACCGUUUCUUAAUCGUAAUAUUCCAUUUUAAAACCUGUACGUUGUUGUGCCGUAGGAAUGGCUUGGGACAGUUGUUUGUAUGCGUGUAGACCGGGAGGAACGGGGGAAUCAUCAUCCUGCAGCCAGAGUCUGUGUACAGGAACAUUUGUCCACUUGCAGAACCACAGUUGCUGUGCACUUUUGUUUCUUCAUAGACAAAGUGUUUACUUCCAAGUUAACCAGUUGUGAACAAAUGCUUUUUCUGUACAUUUCUCAGCAUGUUCUCAUUGUUUUUCUCAUUUGCAUUUCGGAGGCAUUUGAAGCCGUUUUGCUUUUGAAUUUAGCUUUUGAAGCAGUUGCUGUUUACUCCCCAUCACCUGUUUUAAUGCUGUGAAUACCCAAUCUGGACAUGUUCACUGUGUGUGUGUGUAUGUGUGUGUGUAUGUGUGUGUGUGUGUGUGUGUGUGUGUGUGUGUGUGUGUGUGUGUGUGUGUGUGUUUUUCAUUGUAAGCAACUGCAGCUUCUGUUUAAUCUUAAUGCAUUGAAGUACAACGUCUUGAAUGUCACUCAUUUGAAUAUUAAACCGUUCAAGACAUUACAUUUAAAAUGGUACACGUAUAAUUCCCCAUCCUGAUAUCUAAUCUGGAGAGUUGGCUUGUUCUACAAAUGUUGUCCCCUGUCGCACAUUCCAUUGUCAAAAAUCAGGAAUCGAAUGCGUGCAUCUGUUGCUGGCUCGUCAUCACUUGAGUUUCUGAGUGUCUUUGUUCUUUUUGUUUUGUUGCUCUCAGGCACAUUUUGAAGCUGAUUUCUCUUGCCUCUGUAGAUUUUAGCCUUUUAGCUCUUUAGCCUCAAAAACCUUGUAAAUGAUGUAUUUCUAACAUGUAACUAACACACAUUCACUCUCUCUCACAGGGAAACUAAACUGUGUUUGCCACCCAUGCCUCUGUCAUUGUUUGAACUUUGCUCUUAUACCAUCCAUAUAGCAGUAAAGAAAGUCUGUUUAGUUUCAUUGCACUAUGUUGUGUUUUGACGAUGACUAUAGGAAGUGUCUUUAACCUUUUUUUGCCAAUGAUACCAAAAGCAACAUCAAGUAAAUCAAACUUGUCUUGUUGUCUGAAAAUUGUACUGAAGAAAGACUGACGGCCUUUAUUAUAUGUGCCAAUUACCAAGUUAUGUUCUGACAUCCUGCCUUUCUUUCCAGCCUCUUUUCUAUCAUUCCGUCCGUUCUGAGAGAAAGUCCUUCACAUAAAGGAACUUUACACAGCUCAACAGUUUUGAAUGUCCGCACUAAGUGCAUUGUAAUGCCUGUUUUAAAAAAAAAAAAAAAAAAAAAAAAAAAAAUACAUAUGUUUUAUUACUCAAGCAUGUAUUGGUUUGUAAUACUUCAGGUUCCUUGUAUAUGUAAAUGAUGACCUUCUAGUGCCAACAUAUCUCACUGGUAUCUGAGGACAACUUUAUAAAUGGCAAGGUGACCAGCUGAGUUGGCCCCCCGUUUAAAUGCACAACAUGCAUUCCUUCCCUUCUGCCUUCCUCCGAGGCGAUGGUGGCGAGUCUUUCCCUAAAAGCUGGGAUGGCUCACCAGCAACAUUUAGAAGGGAGAGGUCCUCAGUUCCUUGAUGUCACUUGAGUCUAGUUUUGGGAUAACCACCGAUGGAAUGCCUGGAGGCUCUCCAGGGUUUCACACUCUUCUGUUCAGAUAUGUCGGAUAAGUGAUCGAGGACGGGAGGAAUGACAAAUGCAUUAUUGGUGUUCAAACGGGGCCGGGGACUUCUUGAUUUUUUCUUCUUUUUUUUUUGUAUCUGUACAGUCAUGUCGUUCAACCACUGCAGUCAUUGUUAAUUCUUGUACAAGUUGUAUCACUGGUUGUUGUACCAUAUCUGACAUUUGUAAUUAUGAAAUAAUACACUGCCAUUUCUAUAAAAAUGCUUGUGUCUUGA
This is a messenger RNA of Anarrhichthys ocellatus (wolf-eel), 5420 nucleotides long. It is a transcript of the gene grk4, whose product is annotated as G protein-coupled receptor kinase 4. Gene Ontology annotation, molecular function: G protein-coupled receptor kinase activity; ATP binding. Gene Ontology annotation, cellular component: cytoplasm. The transcript is spliced from 16 exons. NCBI's taxonomy places the organism in Eukaryota, Metazoa, Chordata, Actinopteri, Perciformes, Anarhichadidae. The record is from RefSeq and is a predicted model, not a curated record. The coding region runs from base 313 to 2031 and encodes 572 amino acids. Gene Ontology annotation, biological process: regulation of signal transduction; signal transduction; protein phosphorylation.